ACUUCCCAUUGAAAGUAUUUGACGACGAGAAAAUGUGAGCGAGAUGUUGCAGUAAAUGUAACUUGAAUCAUCCUGAAUGGAUUAUUUACUAACAAUUCGAAAGAGAGAUGAUUAUUAUACUCUUUACUCUGUUUUUUAUACUUUUUUACUCAGUGUGUGCACUCAAAGUCAAGUGUGAGAAACACUCACUCCAGUAUGAGUACACCGCCCUUUCCACACCGGACACAUUCUCUGGAUCUGUGUUCAGUGCUGUUAGUGUGUGUGAUGAUAGACAGAUCUCUCACUACAGUCAUGAAGAACAAGACUGGAAGAAAUCAGAAAUCUGGAGAGAUGUUCCUGAACUACAUGAGUCUAGAGACUGGUUUCUACAUCAGGUUAAUAUUCUGUCAAACUGCACAAACUCCAAGUGUUCUGAGCUUCAUGUACUUCAGAGAAGAGCUGGAUGUGAUGUGGAGAAACUUCCUGAUGGAGCAAUCAAGUAUCUGGAGGGGUUUAAUGAGUAUCAAUAUGAUGGAGAAGAUUUUAUUGCCUUUAAUUUUAACACAACACAGUGGAUCAAUAAAAAUCCCAAAGCCAAAGAAACAAAACUGAAGUGGGACCAUCUAACAACAGAAAACCAAAUCAUCAGGGAUCAACUCAAGAACUGCAUGAACUGGAUCUCCACAUUUAAUAAUACUCAAAGAA
This is a messenger RNA of Xyrauchen texanus (razorback sucker), 684 nucleotides long. Its product is annotated as hereditary hemochromatosis protein homolog. Gene Ontology annotation, cellular component: external side of plasma membrane. NCBI's taxonomy places the organism in Eukaryota, Metazoa, Chordata, Actinopteri, Cypriniformes, Catostomidae. The record is from RefSeq and is a predicted model, not a curated record. The transcript is spliced from 3 exons. Gene Ontology annotation, biological process: immune response. The annotation marks the transcript as partial.